This is a messenger RNA of Lytechinus variegatus (green sea urchin), 3335 nucleotides long. RefSeq lists its product as uncharacterized. The record is from RefSeq and is a predicted model, not a curated record. Lineage: Eukaryota; Metazoa; Echinodermata; Echinoidea; Temnopleuroida; Toxopneustidae. The coding region runs from base 1275 to 3335 and encodes 686 amino acids. The transcript is spliced from 2 exons. Gene Ontology annotation, molecular function: zinc ion binding; nucleic acid binding.
GACUGUCAAAGUUCGCCCCUGCGCGCGUUUAAUCGCAUUCCAGUACUAGUGUCCUACACUAUUAUUAGAAUUCGAUGCGUCCAAGCGUACAAUUAUUCGGUGUCGCUACGUCAGGGUGAGCAUUUAUCGCGCCACGUAUGCAGAAUGCUAAAAAGCCGUGUACAGGAAAGGCCGUACGUGUGUGUGCAGGGCAAGUGAGACCUGGGCGUGGUGUAGUGGGAAGUGAGGUAAAGAGGCUAUGGAGAUUUUUGGUCAGAAUCUAAUGUUUUCCCAUUUAUUUAGCCGUCAGAACCAAGUCACUUCAAGGACCACGCCAACGCUGUUCUGCAGGGUUUUUAUACUUUAAUUUCGCCGAGAUAAACUCUCAUUCCUUGGUAAGCCUGUGAUACUAGGCCGCCAUUUGUGGAACCAGUUCCGUCUGCAUGAUGAAUGACUGGAGGAAAUCUUCCUCGGAUCUGCGAGUGAGAUAAUUCGACCACCCCUUGACAUGCGUGAAGACGUCUUAGUCCACAAUUUGCUUGACAAGAUCGACGUCAUGCUUACAGCUCAAAGAUAAUUACAGUAUAUUGAAUCAUCUACAGACUGCUAACCUGUAUGUAUUUAUCGCGAAUGUGACUCUUUAAUUCUUUUUUUUUAUCAUCGAGGAUUGGAUCAUACUUAAAAAAAUUGUAUUUUAUAUUUUCCUUGCUAUACAAAAAAAUUGCAACAAACUCCACAGGUCAUAUGUUUGAAUCAUUUGUAAUCGCUGUGAAUGGAAAACCUUGUUUAAAGGUGAACCUUAAAUUUUGUAUGGAACCAUUCUGAAUUAUCGAGAUUUGUUAGUUUGUUUGUUUUGAUCAAAUUCACCAGGUAUAUUCUAUUAUUAAUCCAAAGAGUAAUAAAGAUGGUAAAUGAUUUUACCUGGUUCAUAAUCAUUUAACAAAUCUACAGACUUAUUUAAUAUGUGUUUGCAUUUUCCGAGACUAGUGGUGACAAUUUGGCGACCACGAAGGGACCUCUAUUUUUCAAAUUACAUGUCAACCACUGGUAGUGAAUGUUUUUUUUUGGUCAUACAACUUGUUAGAUAUUCUUCAGUAUAUUUACGACGUUUGCUUUGUUAUACAUGAACGUUUUGUAUGUGGUAUAAUAAGACAAUGUUUUGAAAUUUUCUUGGUGUAGGACAUAGUGGAUUAGUAGAUAGUGCGGAGCUGGCGAAAACUUGGUUCGAGUGGCGGCUUGGUUCAGGAACGGCGGUAAGUGUGAAUCCUAAUUAUUAGGGUAGUUUAGAUUUCAAAAUGGAAAUCGAAAAACUCGCUAGCAUCGGUGAAUCUCUUGGCCUGAGGGGUACGGAGUUGCGAUCUUUUAUAGAAGGAGAGCAAAAACGGGCACGAGAAGAGCGCAUGCUCGAUCGUGAGAGAGUGAAGGAGGAACAAGAGUUGGUUAGGUUGCAAAUGGAGCUAGAGCGUUCGAGAGGUGAUAGAAGUGAGGAAACACUGAAUGAAAGUAGAGCGCAUGUACGAGCACCAAAAUUGCCUACAUUCAGCGAGGAUAGGGAUAAUCUCGAUACGUAUCUUAGCAGAUUUGAGCGAUACGCAUCGGCGCAAUCCUGGCCACAGACGUCAUGGGCGACUAAUCUGAGCGCGCUUUUGACAGGCAAGGCAUUAGACACUUAUAGUAGACUAAGCGAUACUGAAGCGUUAGAUUACGAUACCCUAAAGAGGGCGCUCUUGAAGAGAUAUGAUAUUACUAGUGAAGAGUAUAGGAAAAAAUUGCGAUCAGCAAGGCCGGACUCCGGAGAAAGUGCGAGCCAAUUUGUUUAUCGAAUGAGGGUUUAUCUCAAGAAAUGGUUAAUAUUAGCCGGAUAUCAGGAAAAUUCAGAUAGUCUGAAGGAAUUAGUUCUCAUAGAACAGUUUUAUGACAGUUGUUCAAGAGAAAUGGCGAUGUUCAUAAAAGAGCGCAAGCCUCGUAGCUUGGAUGAGCUUUCAGAGAUAGCGGAUCGCUUUAUAGAAGCUCGGGGUGGGUGGCGUUUAACCAAUGUAAGUCACAAACCUCGAAUUGAGAACUCACGUCCUGACUUUCAUUCUAAGACAACAGGUACACCAGAGGCGAGGAAGCUGCCGCCGUCCCAGGACAAACAGUCUAACCGACCGAGGCGAGAAGGGUGUUACGUCUGUGGUAGCAAAGGACAUUUCGCUCGGAACUGCAAUGAGAGGAGACAGGGAAGGCUUGCUGCAGGCAUGGUAGAGAUGACAGAACCUCAAGGGUCAUCGGGACGCAGCUACGCUGGUCUGGGACCACAGCCCCUGAUGUCAUCGUAUGGGACGGCCGAAAUGCAGACUAGGGCAGAGGAAGAGAGAGGGGAUCACCACACUGAGGAGAGUAAAUUCACUCUGGAUAUAGGUGAGGCAGCAUGUCUGUUAAUUGAUUCAUGUAUCUCGUGCAUUGAAGCAGGCAGGGCAAACCGGUCUCAGGAGCAAGAUUUACCGGUGGUGAGUGUGGCAUGUGAGGCAAGUUCUGUGCGUUCAAUGCCAGUUGUCCGAGGUCUGGUUAAUGGGGUUUUAGUGGAAACUCUCCGAGAUAGUGGAUGCACAGCUGCCCUGGUAAAAGAGAAGUUAGUAAAACCUGAUCAAAUGACCGGGAAAAAGCGACUGUGCCUAUUGAUUGAUAGGACGGUUAGGAGAUUUCCACUUGCACGUAUCUAUGUAGAUACCCCCUACUUUACUGGGGAAUUGGAAGUUCUGUGUGUUAGUAAUCCAAUUUACCCUUUUAUUUUAGGCAACUUAGAUGGAGUUAGAAAUGCUAGCGAUCCCGACUUAGAUUGGAAACCCCCAGAGCAAGGGACCAUACCUUAUGCAUUGGCAGCAGAGACCAGGCAACAAGCCAGAGAGAGAUGGAAACCUAUAAAAGGACUGAAAGUACCUGGUCAGUUGAUCGAGGUAACUCCAGAUGGAUUUAGGAAAGCACAGGAAGCUGACCAGACAUUGGACAAGAUUAGACAACGGGUUGCGGCUAAUGAGGUCAAGGUAAGCCGUAAUGGGAAUAAGUCUUCGUUCAAGAUGCUGAAUGGUGUGCUCUACCGUGAAUUUCAAGACUCAAGGGCAGCAGCAGAUGUCAAUACUCAGCUAAUAGUUCCGCAGCCUUUACGGAAACAGGUUCUCAAACUGGCCCAUGAGUCAGUCAUGGGUGGACACUUAGGAGCGAGCAAGACGGGUGACCGGAUCUUGGCAAAUUUCUUCUGGCCGGGGAUGCACCACGAUGUAAAAUUGUUCUGCAGGUCAUGCGAUUCUUGCCAGCGUUCUUUUCCCAAAGGGGAAGGUGACAAAGGUGCCCCUCGGCUCAACACCGCUAAUCGAUGA